Molecule: messenger RNA, 6692 nt
Organism: Alosa sapidissima (American shad)
Lineage: Eukaryota; Metazoa; Chordata; Actinopteri; Clupeiformes; Clupeidae
Gene: zbtb42
Product: zinc finger and BTB domain containing 42
Exons: 2
Coding region: 862-2667 (601 amino acids)
Biological process (GO): regulation of transcription by RNA polymerase II
Cellular component (GO): nucleus
Molecular function (GO): protein binding; RNA polymerase II cis-regulatory region sequence-specific DNA binding; DNA-binding transcription factor activity, RNA polymerase II-specific
Source: RefSeq, a predicted model, not a curated record
GGAUACCUUAGCUACCUCCAUGCACUGCAGUUGUCGCGGUCAGCGACAGUUGCCGAGUUCCUUUGCUGUUUAAGGUUUUUACUAAGCUCCGGUUCAUGAGUGUGUGCAGCCUACGGCCGCUCUGUUCAGUUCCAGCUCCUGUAGCCUAGUUGUUUUCGAUCUGAAGUUAAUUGUUUGCGUUUGAGGAAAUAUAUUGGCCUAUGAAACAGAGAAGUUUUCAAAAGUGAAAACAUCGAAGUGGAUUCCUUGUAGGCUAGGUGUUAAUAUUCGGUGUCUUUUUUUGCUUUCCCUACAUCACCACAUAAUCUUUAAACUAGUUUACGCGAAAGUGUCGACUCGGAGCGUGUUUGUAAUGGACAAUGUAGUUGGAUUCACGUCGCAGGAAAACUAGCUGCUCGAUUAUUUAUAAAGUUUCUUACUGUGUGACAGACGCACAAUGGAAAGAGAGACAUUACUUAGGUGGAACUCUGAAACAAGUUGUGGCGUCUAGUCUCUAGAUUUGAAGUAACAUAUGGCAUAAGGGGGAGCACAGCUGGAGGUAGCGUUUCCACUGCGGUGAUGUCAGAGCAGCUGACUCCACAGCUUGCAGUGUAAUUAGCAAACAGGGCACCAGUUUACUCACUCGCCUGCCUUCUCCCUAACCUUGCUCGGUGGGCAAGAGAGCUGGAGAUUGGAUUGGAGAGCCUGCUUCUCUGCUGGGCGUUUAUGUGAGCCCUGUCUGUGUGCGUGCGUGCUUGAUAAAUGAACGGUCUCUUCAUGAAUGUCCGAUAAACACGAAGAGUUGAAUAGCGAACGUUUUUUUUGUCCGUGUGGUAGCGUGUGUGCGACUGCUUGCACUUGCCUCGUCCUUUAUGCAAUUCCAUGGGAAGCGCAAAAAGUAGCGAUCAACUAAUCGGACUGUUGCAACACGGAGAGGAAGGUUAUGAAGGAAGAAUGGAGUUCCCAGACCAUAGCCGCCAGUUGCUGCAGUGUCUGAGUCAGCAACGUCACCAAGGUUUCCUCUGUGACUGCACUGUUCUCGUCGGCGAGGCGCGUUUCAAAGCGCACAGAGCCGUGCUGGCCUCGUGCAGCAUGUACUUCCACCUCUUCUACAGGGACCAGCUGGACAAAAGGGACGUUGUGCAUCUGAACAGUGACAUUGUGACGGCCCCGGCUUUCAGCCUGCUCCUUGAAUUUAUGUAUGAGGGGAAGCUUGAGUUCAGCGCCCUGCCAGUGGAGGAUGUCCUGGCCGCUGCAAGCUACCUUCACAUGUAUGACAUCGUCAAAGUCUGCAAAGGCAAGCUGAAAGACAAGGAUCUGUCGUCGCUGGACGAGACUCUGGGCGAGGGCAUGGGCAUAGGCAUGGCCGCGCUGGGCUGUCUGGACAGCUCCUCUGACGGGGAGACGCAGCAGCACAGUGGCGGCAGCAGCAGCAAACACAAACAGGCGGGCACACGACGGCGGCCCCAGUCCCAGCAGCCCGCCCCGAGGGCCCCCCCGGCUGACGACUGUGACAUGGACAGCAGCGAGGGCCGGCCGGCUGUCACAGAUUGUGAUAGGUCUGCUGUGGUGGUGGCGGGCAGGCAGAAGGCGAACGGUCACCCCGCCAGGUCCCCGGACCUUGUAGGUGUCAAUUAUGUGUCAGCCGAGGCCGAGGCCGGCGUCCAAACAGCUGGAAAAACAAAAGCUGAUGUCAGUGGUCCGGCGUGCGCGGCCUCCCAGAGGUCCCGGGCGUCGGAUGACAUGGACUGCGCUCUGGAUUUGUCUCUCAAGCCUCUGCCGGCCUGCCGCGACGCCUUCCACCCCUCCCAUGUCUCAGGACAGCUGGCCCUCGACAGCCAGCAGCAGGGCUCUGAGCCACUUGUUAAAGACGAACAAGACUUGCUGUCAGAGCAGGGGGACAGUGAGCCGACGAGCCCGGAGGGCCAGCGCUUUGGGAAUAGCGCCAGGAGCGCGGCGGUGACAGGGUUCGCUGCCCUCUUCCCGGGCAACAACGGCUCCAACGCCACCCUGCUAGCCCCAGAGGAGGAACUGAUGGAGGGGGAGGGGGCAGAGGGGCUGCUGGUGGGGGCUGGAGGAGGGGGAGUGGGGGAGCGGGGCCAGGCGAGAGGCCGAGAGGCAGACAACGAGGGAGGGGGGAGAGGAGUGGGUCUCAGCCUGGUGGUAGGAGGAGGAGGAGGAGGAGGGGGAAGGAGGCUGCUGGGGGACAGCGAGGAGGAGGAAGAGGACGACCUGGCGUCCUCGGACAUCUCCACGUCCAGCGGGGUCCUGCUGCCGCCGGGCCAGCAGGUGUGCGUGUGCCCGCUGUGCAGCAAGGUCUUCCCCAGCCCGCACGUGCUCCAGCUGCACCUGAGCUCGCACUUCCGCGAGAAGGACGGCGCUGUGCGCUCCAAGCUCUCGCCCGACGGCUCCGUGCCCACCUGCUCGCUCUGCGGCAAGACCUUCUCGUGCAUGUACACGCUCAAGCGGCACGAGCGCACGCACUCCGGCGAGAAGCCCUACACCUGUGGCCAGUGCGGCAAGAGCUUCCAGUACUCGCACAACCUGAGCCGCCACGCCGUGGUGCACACGCGCGAGAAGCCGCACGCCUGCAAGUGGUGCGAGCGCCGCUUCACGCAGUCCGGGGACCUCUACCGACACAUCCGCAAGUUUCACUGUGGCCUCGUCAAGACCCUCGCCAUCGGCUAGGCACCGAGGAGUCCGAAACAACUCAACACACACACACAAAAACACACUCAUAUAUAUAUAUAUAUAUAUAUAUUCACAAACAAAACAAACACAAAACAAAUAGCACUCGUGCCAUGACAAUAUCAACAUGACAAAUGUGUCUUUGUAUCCACUCAAGACUACUCUAUGCUACUGUACAGGUCUCUUUGAAUCUCCUGCUGUUGCUGCACAUGAAAACGUAGCCUAAUUUGAGAGCACUGAGGGGCAUCCUUUUGCAUUAAUGCUCAGUGAGGCUUUGCUAAUUUCUAAUGCACAUAAGUGUGUUUAAUUAGUGGUUGCCCACGGUGUUAAUCUCUCCCUCUCUCUGUCUCUAUCUCUCUCUCUCUGUCUCUCUUUUCGCCUGGGCAUCUGCAUGGUUCAAAUAAUAGACAAUGUAUGGUAGUCGAGAGAUUUGGCCUUGGGCUGAAAUAUCUAUUUGUCACCUCUGUAUGCUGAAUGAAUGGAAAUGCUGGAGGGCUGGAUGCACUUGUGGUUUCUCCCAUGAGAGCUGUGUUUUUUUCCUGAGCUUGAAAUUAUAGAAAACAAAUGAGUUGUGUGUGUAUAUAUAGAAACACACUCUGUUCAAAGAGCAAAUGAUACAACCUUUCAGAGCAGCAGAACUUUCAGUGGUCAGCCUGUAGGCUCUCAUUCAUGACACAAAGCUCACAGUCCAAGCCUAGGAUCCCUGCAUUAUACUUUAGACAGCUAAAAGUCUGAAGUUUGACAACUACUGAGUAUUUGUUUUGUUUGUUAGAAUGUUGGGAGGUGUCAUUUUUGACAGACCUUUGUUAGCACAUCAGAAAAUAUUCUGUUAUUUAUAUAAUAGUAACUCCGUUUGCAGCAGGACCAGAUCUGUUUGUUUUGUACAUAUCUACUGUAAGAGGCGCCUGCUUUGUUUAAGAUGGGAGGGAGUUUAUCAGGACUGUCACUUUGCCAUGACGGCUCUGUGAAAGAUUUGCCUCUUAUUUGUGCUGUAUUGAAAUCGACUGCUGAACAUCUGUUGGAGGUGGAAGUGGAAGAGUUUGUGGAGCGAUAGGGCUUUUGUCAGGAAAACAUGGCAAGUUUUGCUUUAUCGCCUACUGUAAGCGACAGAGAGGAGAUGGCAACCAUCUCUGGCAUGCAUCUGGGCUGCAUCUGGCCCGGGUCUGCACUGGAGCAACAGUACGGUCUGUACUGUGAAUAAGCUGGCUUGGGCGGCGUGCUGCUAAAGGACACGCACAUGAGUCAAGUGCUGUAAGACUCUGGGCUUCCCCAGGAAGCACUGCACUGUGCCCUACUGUACUGCAGAUGAGCUCAUGUCAUUGCACGAUGUGGUCAUUCCAGAUGGGUAGACUUUCAGUGGCAUCUCGCUUGUCCUGUUGAUGUAUUGUGGGGUCACCUUACUGGUCUAAGACUUUUUUCCUUUGUUUUUCUUUCAAUCUCUCCCUCUUUCUGUCUCUCUCUCUCUCUCUCCAUCCCUUUUGUGAAGUGGGUGAAUGUGAAACAAGAUCAGGCAGGAUGGUGAAACUGAUUUCAUCAGUGAAUAAUUUGAUUGACUGGGUCUCUGGUGUUAGAAGUAAUAGAAGGUUGUUUGCUUUUCUGUUUUCUUUGGUUCUUACUUGAUUCGGAUAUAGCAUAUACUGUAUGCAUCAGCAUGAAAGCAGGUAGCACUAAAACUCCAACUUCUGUAUGAUUUAAUCUCUCCUGAGAAAACUUGAUUAGGAUUAUUUAUUAGUAUUUUUUAUUUGGUUCAGGGUUUUUAUUAUCUGUUAAAUUCUUGAAGUUUUAGAGAGCUUGUUUCUUUUGCUGGUACUAUUUCAGUUGUUAAAUGGGGUCACUUCAACCUUGUAUCACAGGUAGUUACUGUUUGUGUUCAUGAAGUGAGGUUUUGUAACUUUUUUUUGUCCAAUGUUAAAAAACAAAACCAGAAGCUAUCUUAAAUGAUUUUUUUUCUCACAAGAUACUGAGAAGCACUUGUUUUGAGCAUACAUACUGUAGUUUUGACACUGAUACUAUGUAGGCUGCUAUUUCUAACUAUUUGUAUAUUUAAUGUAAAUAUGUAUUUUAUUUAUCAAAAUAAUUUUGUCUUUUCGUGUGUCAGACACAAGCUGAGUUGAGAAAAAAGAUGCCUCUCAAUAACCUUUUCGCAAUCCUUUAAAUCAAAGGUGUUUUUGACUCUCAGAUUUAGUUUUCUUCCUUGAGAGGUCCUCCCUCUUGUUUAUGCCUUGAUUUGGUUGAUGAGCAGCAUUGAGUGGCAUACAACUCCUAGAACUACUUAUUUUGCCUUGUGUGAAGGAUGUGGUGUUUCUUUGGUGCUAACACUCCAAUGUUCCAUGGAGCACCCACCAACAAUUCAAGCUACUGCUCAUUUUCCUGUUUAUCGCCUGUUCAGAUUUCUCCUUGAAGGAAUCGUGCGUCUUCCCCACUCCGUCUCUCUACUGAAGGAGAAUCAAGUCUCGCGUUGCACUUUUUUUUUGUAUUGACCAUUAUGCUGGUAUGUGAGAAAUGUACGGAGGGAGAAUUUAUGCAGGUGCAUAGCGUAUGUGUGUCAGCACAGAAGGCAAUGACUGAUGCAGAAGAAAGAGUACUGUAUGUUUCUGUUAUUUUCCCCUAUUCACACAGACAGGACUGCACCCCCACAACCAUAUGUUUUUUUUUUUUUGUUGUUCUUGAUUUUGUUGCACAUUUACUUUUAUAAAAGCCCCUGUAGAAUAGUAUUUGUCCCCCUUUAUUUUGUUUGUAUACUUAAGGAUCAGUUUAAACAUUGUGAUUUGGCUUUGUUGCAAUUCUAAAGUAUUUGAUGUAGUCUGUAUGAAGAGAACAGAGAAAAAGGAUACCCUUCAGUCAUUGGUUGUCUUGCCAUGCAUUUCAGUUGUAUGUGUUGUUUUUCUGGUCAUAACAAUCUCAUGAUAUCAAAUGAAUGUCACAUUGUAUAUUUAUCGAAGCUGAACAUGGAGGAAUGUAGUUUGUCUUGUCUUUUUCAUUAACUCAAAAUAAGACAUCAUUUCAUACAGCUCUUGUUGAGAGAUUGUGACUGUCAUCUUGAUGUAUGCAUUUUGCUAUUCCGAAGCAGUGUGAAUGAGUACACUGUACUGUUUCUGUUUUUGCAAAACUAAUGCAAUUUUAUUUAUAUUUCUAGAAUCAUUUGACAGCAUCCAUGUCUCGUUGACACAAGGUGGACAAUAUGUUCACCCAACCCUAUCGACAGCCCUUCGUGGUUGUUAAAUGUCACAGACCGCACAUAUACAUACUGUUUUUUUUAGCAGUUAAUUGACCGAAAUGUCCUAAUUGAUAGAUGUCACAUCAAAUUACUGAGGUAGAAAGUACCUAUAUUACAUAUUACAAACCACUCCAGCGAGGCCUAUUUGGUCUCUCCUUGUCAUUCUCAUUUUGUAUGGGUAGGGUUUGAAGAGAAACACCAGCAUGGAACAGUCACAAGAGCCAACGUUAUGCAUUGAGUCCUGUGCUUCUGGAAGUGGUGAAUCCUAGAUGGAAAACUUUAGGUUUGGAGGAAAAACCUCCCCCUUUCGACUGCAUGGAUGUGUAAUUCUGAAAAUGUACUACUAUUCUAGAGUCGAAUUCAAAUGUUAGUAUGCAUUAAUACUGGAAUAUUGUCUUUUACAGGUUCAGACUGUGAAAUUGUGUAUAAUCAGAAAAAUAUUUAUUGAUUCCUUGUGCAAAAUUUUACUGUAUCUCACAAUUUUGAUUUGUAAAAUGAAAGAUACUACUAAAUGCAGAACUUUUUUCAUAGACUUUGUAGAAGUGCCAUUAGAUUUAAUAUAAUUUUUUAAUAAGAAAGGUAUAUUUUAUAGGAAUCAAAAGCUUCAGUGAUAGUGCUUUAGAAACCAUAGAUGACAAUCUCUUUGAUUUGACACUUGAUAGAUUUUGAUGAUCUGGAAUUGUGUGUGCUUUUUUGUUAGCUCUUUUGACGUGUGCCUGUGUGUGUGUGCUGUGAAAAUGUGACAAUCUCCAUUUAGGUCUUUUAUUUAGAACGUGCAUACAUUAAAAGAUCAUUUUCUGUGACAGUG